CUUUUGCCCGACAGGCCGUAAGUGGUCCUUGGGUACGAUAAUCUCCUCGCCCUUGGUCUUGGGUCUGUUCCUUUAUUUAUCCUGUAGAUCCCUCUCUCCUAAACUCAUCUUCUCUGCAACCUCAAGUCAUCUAUCUCAUCAACACUACACGGCACCGAGGGCUUGGUUCGUGUACAGUUUCAAUAACAAAUGCUCUGGUCAGCCCACAACACCACCGAACGUAUUCACUUGACCUCGACAUAAUCUGUACCGAAUUGGUGUUGGAAUCGAAUCAACCUCCAACAUGUCGUCCGGCCCCGUUGAAACGUACGAGGGGGUUGCCGGCGUCGCCAACAAUGGAGGCAACCCCCUUCUCGAAGACCUCAACCGAUAUUAUUCUGCCGGAGAUUUCGGAUGGAUCAUGACAUGUACAGCCCUCGUGCUGCUCAUGGUUCCCGGUGUCGGUUUCUUCUACAGCGGUCUUGCACGAAGAAAGUCAGCCUUGGCCCUCAUUUGGCUUUCCCUCAUGUCGAUAGCCAUCGUAGGGUUUCAAUGGUUCUUCUGGGGUUACUCGCUCGCCUUCUCCCACACCGGAAGCGCCUACAUCGGCAACCUCUCCAACUUUGGUCUCAUGAAGACCCUCGCCCAGCCAAGCGUUGGCAGCGGUAAGAUCCCCGACCUUCUUUUCUGCCUCUAUCAGGGCAUGUUCGCUGCCAUCACUCCCGCGCUCGCUAUUGGCGCGUGCGCUGAUCGCGGCCGUAUGCUUCCCGCUCUGGUCUUCAUGUUCAUCUGGACCACCAUCGUCUACGACCCCAUCGCCUACUGGACCUGGAACGGCAAUGGUUGGUCCUUCAAGAUGGGCGGUCUCGACUUUGCGGGCGGCACGCCCGUGCACAUCAGCUCCGGAGCCGCCGCCCUCGCCUACUCGCUCAUGCUCGGCAAGCGCAACGGCUACAACAAGGUCAACGGCCUGCCUUAUCGCCCCCACAAUGUCACCCACGUCGUUCUAGGCACCGUGUUCCUCUGGGUCGGCUGGUUCGGUUUCAACGGCGGUAGCGCCCUGGCCGCCAACCUGCGCGCCGUCAUGGCCUGCAUCGUCACUCACAUUGCUGCCUGCGUCGGUGGCUUGACUUGGGUCUUGCUCGAUUACCGGCUGGAGAGGAAGUGGAGCACCGUCGGCUUCUGCUCCGGUGCCAUUGCUGGUCUUGUCGCCAUCACCCCUGCUGCGGGUUACGUCCCUCCCUGGUCGGCUUUCAUCUUUGGUGUUGUCGGCGGUAUCAGCUGCAACUUUGCUACUAAGCUCAAGUUCCUUCUGGGUAUUGAUGAGGCGCUCGAUGUGUUUGCUGAGCACGGUGUUGGAGGUAUUGUCGGCAACUUGUUGACUGGUAUCUUUGCUGCUGACUAUAUUGCCGCUCUCGACGGUGUCUCCAUCGGCGACUCAGCCAUCGCCGGCGGCUGGGUCAACCACCACUACAUCCAGCUCGCCUACCAGCUCGCCGACAGCGUCGCCGGCUUCUCUUACUCCUUCGUCAUGACCUGCGUCAUCCUCUUCCUCCUCAACCUCGUUCCCGGCCUCUCGCUCCGUGUCGACCACCACCAGGAGGAGAUUGGCCUCGACGACGACCAGCUUGGCGAGUUCGCGUACGAUUAUGUGGAGGUCACUCGCAGCUUGGAUGUUAUUCCUGGAUUGACUGCCCCCAACAGCACAGCUGGUAGCAUCAGCGGGAGGGACCCUGAGAAGCAGGUCUAAACUGUUGCAGUAGCAGUGCGAGGCAGUGGGUGUGAUGUUGUGAAUGCAUAUAUAGACUGGACCUGGACGGACGGAUUGUCUGGGCGUUGUAAUGUGGAUAUGUGGAUAAUGACAUCGGAGCGGAUGAAGGGGGUUUGUUUACGGGGGAUGGAUGUUUACACCAAUGAUACCAUGUGGCUUUUUUGUUGAUACCAGUUUGAGGUUCGUCUGAAUCGACCUCCUUAUCUUUCUGUCACCGUCACUGG
This is a messenger RNA of Neurospora tetrasperma FGSC 2508, 1974 nucleotides long. RefSeq lists its product as uncharacterized. The record is from RefSeq and is a predicted model, not a curated record. NCBI's taxonomy places the organism in Eukaryota, Fungi, Ascomycota, Sordariomycetes, Sordariales, Sordariaceae. The transcript is spliced from 5 exons. Gene Ontology annotation, molecular function: ammonium channel activity. Gene Ontology annotation, biological process: ammonium transmembrane transport. Gene Ontology annotation, cellular component: plasma membrane. Bases 284 to 1729 code for a protein of 481 amino acids.